Momordica charantia (bitter melon) is the source of this 1322-nucleotide messenger RNA. RefSeq lists its product as uncharacterized. Gene Ontology annotation, molecular function: protein binding. The record is from RefSeq and is a predicted model, not a curated record. NCBI's taxonomy places the organism in Eukaryota, Viridiplantae, Streptophyta, Magnoliopsida, Cucurbitales, Cucurbitaceae.
CCACUUGGUUUCUAAGAAUGGAGGAGUACCAGAACCCUUCUGUCUUCACCAGUUUUGGUUCCAUAAACUUCCAUCAACAAUUUCCUACUCCUUCUUCACUUCUCACAAUCAACUCUCACCCGAUUCUCUGAUCUGAUCAUACCCUUUUCCUUCAAUUCACUGGUUUCGCACCGCAUAAGCAUGCUGUUGAGAACUUCUUCAACCCCAAUUCUCAAUUCUUGGCUUCAUCAAACCAAAUCCCCCCCUUCUGAAUCGGACCAAUGUCACCAGCUUCAGAGAGCUAAAUCGCUCUCCUUAGCCGCUUCUUUUCACCCUCCUCCGCCUCCUUCGGAUGACUCGGCCAAGAAAUCAACCCAAAACUUGCUACAAUCGGAUGCCGCAGAUCCAAGGAGGAAGAAUCGGGUACCGAAGAAAGUGAAAUCCAAGGAGAAUGGAGCAGCAGUGCGAGAUCGAGAGCUCAGUCCCGCUUCGGAUUCGUCUUCGUCUUCCAUUCAUAGACUGUUUUCGAGCUCUGGGUUGGGUGUGAAUGUGCCAAAUUAUGAGGCGCGUGAUGAGAGGAGGGAUGAAUGUGUUCUGCAGACGAUGGUUGUCGGCGGCGGAAUGGGAAGCGACGGCGGCCGGGUGUGUGGCGGCGGAGGUGGCGGAAGAGGUUCCGAUGGCGGUGGGGGAGGGGACAACGAUAGGUCGGGAUUUAACAAUCACCAUGGUAGUAAGAGCACGGAUGCUUAUUACCAGAGGAUGAUUGAAGCAAACCCUAACAAUGCCCUUCUACUUGGAAAUUACGCCAAAUUCCUGAAAGAGGUCCAUGGAGAUUUUGCCAAGGCAGAGGAGUUUUGUGGAAGAGCGAUUCUGGCUGAUCCAAAUGAUGCAAAUGUUCUAUCACUUUAUGCUGAUCUAAUUUGGUGUACUCAGAAGGAUGCUCAACGAGCCGAAACCUAUUUUGAUCAAGCAAUUAAAACUUCCCCAGAUGAUUGCUAUCUCCUAGCUUCAUAUGCACGGUUUCUCUGGGAUACCGAUGUUGACGAAGAAGACGAUAAGGCAGAGGAAAGCUGCUCAUCUCCGCCCGGUUUCGCACAUGGAACUCCUCACCACUCUCCUUUGGCAGCAGCUUCCUAAUCUCACCAAAUAUGCAACACACUACUUUCCACUGUAAGAUAACUUCAAUAAAGUAUCAGCUCAUACACAUCUUAAGAGCCCCUUUUGUUCUUAGUAUAUAUGUAAUUUUUGCGGAAUGGAUAUGAUUCUCUAACUGGUAACCCUUUCUAUAACUUAUCCAAUGUAAAAAGGUAAUAAAUAAAGCCACUUUUGAAACCCUUUUGCCA